Molecule: messenger RNA, 736 nt
Organism: Eucalyptus grandis
Lineage: Eukaryota; Viridiplantae; Streptophyta; Magnoliopsida; Myrtales; Myrtaceae
Product: 40S ribosomal protein S19-3
Exons: 4
Coding region: 66-497 (143 amino acids)
Biological process (GO): ribosomal small subunit assembly; translation
Cellular component (GO): cytosolic small ribosomal subunit; ribosome
Molecular function (GO): RNA binding; structural constituent of ribosome
Source: RefSeq, a predicted model, not a curated record
CGCGACCUCCGUCGCUGCUGUCGCUGAAACGGAGGUCUCGCUGCUCUCGGCGCACCGACUCGACCAUGGCGACCGCGAGGACAGUGAAGGACGUGUCGCCGCACGAGUUCGUCAAUGCCUACGCGGCUCACCUCAAGCGAUCCGGCAAGAUUGAAUUACCUCACUGGACUGACAUUGUGAAGACUGCCACGUUCAAAGAGCUUGCUCCCUAUGAUCCUGACUGGUAUUACAUCAGAGCCGCCUCAAUGGCGAGGAAGAUAUACUUGAGAGGAGGGCUCGGCGUAGGUGCUUUCCGCAGAAUUUAUGGGGGGAGCCAAAGGAAUGGAAGUCGGCCACCCCAUUUCUGCAAGAGCAGUGGUGCUGUCGCCCGCCACAUCCUUCAACAGUUGCAGAAUAUGAACAUCGUUGAUGUUGAUCCAAGGGGUGGAAGGAGAAUUACAUCAACUGGUCAACGAGAUCUUGACCAAGUUGCCGGCCGGAUUGUGGUGUCACCAUGAGCAAUCUAGUAUUAACUAGCCAUGUUUUAGGUAGAAUUUAGAUAACUCUCAUAAUCUUUGAUAUAGAGAUGAACUUGUGCGCGGGAAAUUCAGGUUUCAGUUUUUCGAGAUAUCUUUUUUUGGUAUAAGACAGUCUUUUUCAGAGGUUGAGAAAUUAGUCAAAUUUUUAUAUCCUGAAUUCGAUUCGUUUGGCUUUAUGGCACGCACAAUUUGAAUUAUACGGCUUUCUUGAACUUGAA